CGCCCGCUCGCCUCCAUCCAUCCAUCCAUCAGCCAUCAGGCCAAGAUUCACGCGUGGCGCCGAGCCGGGGGAGCUCCCUCUCCGUGCCUUUGCCUUUUUGAAAACCUCACCCCCUUCCCUUGCGUCCCCCUCGCGUCUUUCGCCUGCACCCACCUCUCGCCUCCUUCUCAUGGUCCUCAUGGCCGGCGCCUCCGACUCCGACCACCACCACCCCACGGCCAAGACCGCGCCAGCGCCCCCGGCUCCGGCGUCCCCGUCUCCAUCGCCGUCUCCCGCCGCGCGCACCCGCCUCCACGGCUUCUCCUUCCCGACGCUCAGCUGGGGCACGCACCGCCUCCUCCGCUGCUCCAAGGACGGUGCCUCCGCGUCGGCGUCCGCCUCCCCGCCGCUGCACCCGCAGACGCCAUCGCCGGAGAAGGAGAAGCCCCAGGGCCGGCAGGGCUCCCCCGGCGCGGCCACGGGCGCGCCGCAGCCGCCGCGGCCGUGGAACCUCCGCACCCGCCGCUCCGCCACCGUCGCGCCGCUCGCGUCGAGAUCGGACGGCGCGGGGAAGGCGGCGGCGGAGCAGCCGCUCGCGUCGCCGCCGGCCGUCGCGAGGAAGAGGGGCUUCUCCGCCGCGCUGACCAAGGAGGAGAUCGCCGAGGACUUCGCCGCCAUCCGCGGCACGCGCGCGCCGCGCCGGCCCAAGAAGCGCCCGCGCGCCGUGCAGCGCCAGCUCGACAUGCUGUACCCGGGAUUAUCUCUCGCCGACGUGAAUCUGGACUCGUACAAGGUCGAGGAGAGGUGAUUGGAGCCGUGGUGGAGCUGCAAAAUAGGAGGAUCUUUUCAGAUGUUUCCAGCUUUCGCUUUCUUCAUGCGAUGGCUAACAUCUGCAUCCCAUAAUUAUUCUAGUUCUUGUUGAUUAGAAGAUGGAAUGAUAGAUUUCCAGUGCUGAUUCUGUACAUGGGAGUCCUGUUUCAUGAUCAAUCUUGGGCCUGCUGGGCGAUGCUUGUGCUUUGUGAUGUUGAGCUCGGGGGUAUGGUUCUGGUAGAAUUGGGUUAUCCUUAGGUGAUGGGAACUUGUCAUGCUAUGUACAUGGUUCUAAUCUAUGAAAUCCUUUUUUUUUCACUCGUUCAAAUUUCUUGAGAUAGGCUGUUGAUUAAAUGACAUUUAAAUUUUCUGUGGAAUUUUUCUGGAUGAUUGCUUUCUGAAUUUUGUGAUGAAAGACGUGUCAAUUGCUUGCAGGCAACAGAAGAGACAUCUUUGUUUUAUUCUCAGAGUAUGUGUAUUAGUAUAUAAAAUUCAGCAUUGCUCCUGAAAGAUAUGGUACAGUACUUAGUGGUACAUAUGUAGAAUGAUAUGUCAAAAUUCUACUUAAUCUACCAAAGUUCAAAGAUAUGCAUCUUGUAUUUACUUGUGUAAUGUGCACAAAUGUCUUGUUUUCAGUCGUCCAUCUAUGUUGUGUGUCUUGUAUCACCUAUGCUUCACUUGUUUUGCUGCAAACUUUGACAUAUAAUAAAGUUGUUGAGUUUCAUUCUUGCUCAUAAUGCCAAUAAUUUAACCAUUUGCUGAGUUGCUCUGUAUAUUCAUUUUCUUUUGAUCUAUUUUGCUUUAUGGUGAAGAUACCAUGUUCAGUAGCCAUUUAUGAAGCUGUUAUGGCUUUUAAACAGAUGACUGGGAAGUCCCAGCAAUGCAUAAGAAAUCAGUCUUUAUUUGCCAAAUGCUUUUAAUUCAUAAUUGAAUUUUUGCCCACCCUUUUACUUGAGCACAUUUCAAGUACAUUUUAGCAAAGACAAAAAAGGCCGUUUAAUUUUAGUAUUAUUCCUUGAGCUAUUCACGAUCUUGUUGUUCAGUUUUUUGAAUAAUUGGCCGGCCUGAUGACACUGUCCUUGGUCAGGCUUUUUGUUGGUCCCGGGACUAUGGAUAUGCCUAGCAAUUCAAACUUGAUCUUCGGGUAACAUCAUCUGUGCAUUUUGCUCGUUGCAUUGUUAAAUCAGUAAUUUUACUUCACAUAAUUGAUCUAGUUGACAGUGCUUCAUGUUGCUGAAAGUUUGGUUGUGUGGUUUACUGAUGUAGUGCUGGCAGGUGAAACUGCACCCAUGUGGCCAUGUCCUCUCCCUGGAGCAGUGCCAAUUUGCAGAAUUCAGGUUCAAAAAUUCAAAUUGUCUUUCCACUGCAUUUUCUGUGCAUAUCAAGAUACAGAAGUUCAUGAUUGAGUUUGAAAGUUGUUUUUCAGGUCAAAGUUAUCAUAUUCUUUUUGUUAAUCUUCUUCAGUGGCCCAUGCAUAUUGACAAUGCUUUGUUUAAUCAUUGCAGCCCACCAACAUGACUUGUCCAGAUUUGUGUUGUCUGACUCACUGCACCUGAUAACUAUCUGCAUAUAUAUCCACUCGACAUGUUUAAAGUAUCUAUGUACUCUGAUUCAUUCGUAGCUUCACAACCCCGGGAAAGUGACGUUGUCAAGGAACUUUUCGUCUUCCUGUCAUGCCUGAAGCAAGCAAGAACACUGCGGGGGCGUCGCAAUUGCACCGGAGUGGUUUGUUCAGACGUAAGCUAUGUUGAUGAUAGAUAGUAAUGUGAUAAUAGUACAAGGCUGUAGUCAGCCAUUGGAGUUUCAGUCGAAAAGCUACAGGUGGGGUUAUCUUUGUUUAAGACUGUCGUCUCCCUCAGUCCUACAUGGAAUGCCAUACUGUACCCUUACGUGUGCUUGAGAACAAGAUCCCCACAUCGUUGGGUGGAUUACUAAUUUAUCUUUAUCAUA
Messenger RNA from Setaria italica (foxtail millet), 2739 nucleotides. Its product is annotated as formin-like protein 18. Lineage: Eukaryota; Viridiplantae; Streptophyta; Magnoliopsida; Poales; Poaceae. The transcript is spliced from 3 exons. The record is from RefSeq and is a predicted model, not a curated record. The coding region runs from base 170 to 787 and encodes 205 amino acids.